Messenger RNA from Vairimorpha ceranae, 342 nucleotides. RefSeq lists its product as hypothetical. The transcript has a single exon. The annotation marks the transcript as partial. NCBI's taxonomy places the organism in Eukaryota, Fungi, Microsporidia, Nosematidae. The record is from RefSeq and is a predicted model, not a curated record.
GAUUCUCUACCAUUAUAUAACCAUUUAGGUAAUAUUAUCUUAGAUCGUACUGUUACAGACCUUUUAGAUGUAAGUCAAGUUGUAUUAUAUAAGUUUCCACCAUUCACACCACCAAUUGUAAAUUAUUAUGAAAAGUCGCCAAAAAUAUUGUCAUAUAAAAAAAAUCCUGUUGUACAUGAUAUUGAAAUAAAUACUAUAAGAGUGUAUUUUACUGAUGAUGUACCAGAUAAUCAAAUAUAUAAUAAUCUUGUAAAUGAAAAUGGCUUAAUUUUACAAAACUUUAUCAAUAAUUUAUUUUCACCGGUACUUAAAAUUAAUAUUAUUGUACAAUUAUUUGUAUAA